Molecule: messenger RNA, 1128 nt
Organism: Triticum turgidum subsp. durum (durum wheat)
Lineage: Eukaryota; Viridiplantae; Streptophyta; Magnoliopsida; Poales; Poaceae
Source: the annotation of a GenBank genome assembly
AUGGUGGCGUUGGUGGCAGGAGUGGCAAUGGAGGCUCCGCCGACCACGACGAGGAAAGCGGGAUCUGCAGGCUUGCAGUGGGAGACGCGGCAAAUAUCUUUUUGGCACGAGUCGGUGUGCCCCGUGCCGUGGUGGUGCAAGUUGGUGGAAAGACAACAAAACAAGAAAUCCAAUCGUCAAAGAAGAACGAGAAAAGAAAAUACACAAAAGAUAGACCACGAUUGCCGGCAUCGAGCCCGACGAGGCGUCGGAGGUGCGACAAAGAUGAGGAAGAAGCUGGGCACCCGGUUCCCCGCGGCACGGAUCAAAAAGAUAAUGCAAGCAGAUGAGGAUGUUGGCAAAAUUGCACUGGCUGUGCCUGUUUUAGUUUCGAGAGCCCUUGAAUUGUUUCUGCAAGAUUUGAUCGACCACUCAUACAAAAUUACUCUUCAAAGUGGUGCAAAGACACUGAAUUCCUUCCACCUGCUCCAAAGAGGAACCAGAAUAUCGGAAGCUGACGAGCACAAGAAAAUCAUUGGGAAAUUAUUGUCAAGGCUCAAGAUGUAUCAGCAGAUGCUCAGAAAGCAAUGUGUGAAGAGGUACAGCUCUUUUGACUUCCUAACUGAGAUUGUCAACAAGGUGCCAGAUCUCGGUGGCGGUGAAUCUUGUGGAGAUGAAAGAGGAUUACCCAGAAGAAGGAAAUUUUCAAAUGGAAGCGACCCAGAGAAUGAGGAGCCCCGAUCUAGCAAAAUGCCCAUAAGAAGCUUGAACACCAGUCCCAGAGGACGAGGCAGAGGUCGAGGAAGAGGGCGAGGGCGGCCUCCAACCAAGAGAAAGGAAAUUGGUUAUGUACAGUUUGAGGAUGAGAGCAGCAUGUUUGCUGAACAAAGUGAACCCUUGCCAGGAGAUGAGAUAGUUCCGGAGACCAACCGUGGCAAUGAGAGUAUUCCCCAAAGCUCACAUCCUCUAGUGGAGGCUCCAUCAGCCAUGACGCCAGCUGUGAUUUCAAAGGUUGAAGAAGCUAGCACCAACCAUCAGCCAGAUUGGCCUAUGCCAGAUGCCAUUGGAGGCAUUGGUGUUGGACCAUCCAGUUUUGGACAUCUGACAGUGCAGGUUGAUGAGGUAGAGGACUACGACAAUGAGGAUUAG